This is a messenger RNA of Anisakis simplex (herring worm), 1341 nucleotides long. NCBI's taxonomy places the organism in Eukaryota, Metazoa, Nematoda, Chromadorea, Rhabditida, Anisakidae. The record is from the annotation of a GenBank genome assembly.
AUGUCUUCAGAUCGUCUAAAAAGAAGUAAUCAUUUGCAACAAGUUGAACGUAGACUAUUGGCUAUUGACAGUAGAUUACAACAUGCUAAAAGAGCACGCGAUGAUUACAUCAAAUUUCUCAAAAACAAGUAUCCUCAAUGGAAUCCACCAGACCUUCUCACUUACACCAUGACUGAUAAGUUAUUGGACGGUCGUCAGAAUGCGAUUGAUUAUGAGCCUCGCCGACCAGAUAAAAUCAUUGAUCGCUUGUCAACGAGUAAAUAUCACUGGGAUUUGGGACAAGGACGAGUGGCAAUUCCUCCGAGAAAACCACAACCCAAUCUCGAACCAAAUGAUCCUAUUCCGUCCAGUGGUCCGAUGCUCGAAACAGAUCUACAACGCGUUCGUAAACGUUUGAACGAGAUAGCGUCAGAUCUGAGGAUUCUUCGCGAUCAUCGCAUUCAUUUGUCCUCAGUUCAGUUCUAUCGGACCGUUGAUUUGGCCACCCUACAACCACCAACUAAAUUUACGGCAAUGAAUCAAGAUCGCGGAGGUAUUAGCCUGACGGAGACCAGGCAGCGUAUUAAUCAAAUCGACGCAACAUCCAGUCCGGAUGUACCAGAGCCAAGCAAGGAUGAUUUGGAUGUGAUACGAGCCGAGGAAUUACUCAAAAAAUAUCGCGAUCAGUUGAGAAAUGACGACGAAUCAGUGGCGCCGUUCGAUAAAACGAAUACAGAGAAGGACCCGAGAACGCAAUCAGCAGCCAUUAAUGCGAAUAAUCCGGAUUGUUUGAUUGCUCCAAAACGAACGAUCUUGUUUAAGAUGGAUCGUGAGCAGAAUGUUAGAUCAAGUCAAAAAGAACAACCUCAAAAAGCCAGUAAUAUUGAAAAUGAACAUGAGAAAUCUGAUGUGAAUUUAUCUGGACUGAAAGCUUAUGAUGGUGAUCAAAUGAUGGCUCAUUCGCAAUCAUCAUCAAAUUAUCGAAAAAUGCUUGACAUUUUGAAUAAAGACCCGAUUGAGGAUACUUCAUCAGAUACUGAGGACAGCUUCGAGAUGAAGUUGAAAACGAAACAAUCCACUCCAAUGACCAGUCACAAAAGUCCAGCGCAGAAUACUGCCAUCACUACAGCUCAAUUAACUGUUCCUGCCCCGUCCGGCACAUCGAAUAGCUCGAUGCAGGCAGUGGAAAGUGCGAAAAGUGGAGGUGAAAGUUUCCUGUCAAGGAUACUCGGUGAACAACAAACCGAAAAGUCAGGCCAACGUCAACCACAGCAAAAGCGUAUCUCGAGCAGCUCGGAUGAAAUGGCGAAGAAAAUAGCGCCAAAGCAAGAGGACGAUUCAGAUUCGGACUUUUUCGCUUGA